Messenger RNA from Carcharodon carcharias (great white shark), 1828 nucleotides. It is a transcript of the gene enkd1, whose product is annotated as enkurin domain containing 1. The coding region runs from base 407 to 1597 and encodes 396 amino acids. The record is from RefSeq and is a predicted model, not a curated record. The transcript is spliced from 9 exons. Gene Ontology annotation, cellular component: cytoplasmic microtubule. Lineage: Eukaryota; Metazoa; Chordata; Chondrichthyes; Lamniformes; Lamnidae.
AGGAAGUUACAAAGACAUAGCCCGAUUAAUUGCAGUGGCAAACACCUUGACACUAUGGAGUUUAUUGUGAGGAAGUAUAAGGUCAUCCACUCUGGAUUCAAGAGAGACAAAUCAAAAAACAAAAAUAAUGGCAAUUGAUUAGGAGCUGAGGAAAAGCAAAGGAAUUUUGAGUGUGAUGUUCAUGUCACAGAUCACUAACAGCUAGUGGACAGGAAUAAAAGCUAAUCCAAAAAGAUUAUUGGAAUCUUCAUCUAAAAUUGGAAUAAUGAGGAAUUGAUGCUUCAGUUGUACAGGGCCCCGAUCAGACCUCAUCUGAAGUAUAAUAAAAACAGAAAGUGCUGGAACAAUUCAGCAGGUCUGGCAACAUCUGUGGAGAGAGAAACAGAAUUAACAUUUUGAAUCCAAUAUGACUCUUCUUUGGAAGUCACCUGAAGUACUGUGUUCAAGUUUGGGUCCUGUACCUCAGGAGAGAUCUAAGCAUUAUCAGGAAACAAACAUGUCUGAGGGCCCCUCCAAGAUAUCUGGUCCCAUUCCACCAGACCCAACACUAUUCCCAGAUUUCUACCGGCGUCCAAUGUCAGCUCGGGGUCGAUUGGAAGGGAACAGUGUAAAGCUAGACUUCCUCUCAGGACCGUUAGCGCCGGAUCCCACCUUGUAUCCUUCGUGCUACAGUGCCCGCCCAUCGCAGCCAGCUCCUCGUGUGCAUUCGAAUGCCAGAGAGAUCCUGGAGAGAGGGCAAAGGGGCUCUGUUGGUGUGCUGCUGCAGCUGGAAGGAGUGUCAUUGCACCGAUCACUGUCACCAAAAAAGAAAGAGACUAGGGAUCACGAGAAGGAGAAUGUGAGACGAAUGCGUGAGAUACAGAAGAAAUGCAGGGAGAAGGACCAAGAGCGAGAGCUGAGUGGCCCCAAACCUGUGAAAGCGCUGUGGAAGUCCCAGAAAUAUGAAUCCAUUCCUUCGAAAGUGAUGGCACAGUUACAGGAGAGUUCCCCCGUCAAGCAUUCAGAGAGUCAGCAGUACCUUAAAGCACACUCAAGGUGUGGGGCUGGAGUUUGCCCAAAACGAUCCUCGUCACCAAGUCCACCAAAACCAGAGCAUUGUGCUGGAGCAGCAGAGGAUGCCAGCACAGAAAUUCAAGUCAAAGGUGUUAAUGUCGAUUUUGUCAGGCACAAUGCACAGAAUGCAAGGAGAAUGCCAGUGCGACGCUCCAAAUCUCUGCAGUCGCUCGCAGAUGUGCUGGAUAGGAAAACAAAAGAACAACAGGAAUACAUAAGCAAGAAUAAAGGACAGCUGCCGCAGUAUUUGAUUGAACGGAGGAAUCAGUGGCGAAAAGAGGCAGAGGAACGACGGAAGAAUAUCCCUGAUCCUAGCAUGCCUCCAGGCCACACUAGGAUGCCAGAGAAUGAACGUCUGGAAACACUCAAUUCCCUUCAACAAACCCAAAAGCAGUUGACCAAGCAAUUGCUGAUGUUUCCUGUACUAGUGGAUACCAUUGGCAUGCGGAAUCGACGCACCGACCUCGAGAGGAAGUUGGCAGAGAUUGAAGAAGCCAUCAAAAUCUUCUCACGGCCCAAAGUUUUCAUCAAAACCAAUGACUAAGCAGCUCCAUGAGGCUCGUAGGCUCCUAGCUGAAAGCUGCUUGAUGCCAGACACUGAACUGAGUUUAUCCUACUGGGGCCAAGACAAACCUUGAUUUCAGGGUCUGUUGCUCACUUUUUCUACAGACGUGUAAAUAAAUAAACUGUCAGAUUUUUAUUAUCAAUAUAAUUAAAUAUUAAUUUUGUAAUAGUGAUGCUUUUUCAAUAAAUUUAUUAACUUUUGAAACAAAGA